This is a messenger RNA of Arachis stenosperma, 1601 nucleotides long. RefSeq lists its product as uncharacterized. The coding region runs from base 205 to 1296 and encodes 363 amino acids. NCBI's taxonomy places the organism in Eukaryota, Viridiplantae, Streptophyta, Magnoliopsida, Fabales, Fabaceae. The transcript is spliced from 8 exons. The record is from RefSeq and is a predicted model, not a curated record.
GUAACUUAUAUCAUGUAGUAGAAGUUAAUUAGAAGAAAGUGUGGAUAUGCGAGAAUGAUAGUCGAGAAUUAUUAGAUGACAAUUUAGUUAAAUAUGUCAAACCGCCUUUUUCACCUAUCAUUUUCAUGCUAAGACAACUUCACGUGAAUAGUUUCACGUGAAUAAUCACCAUAGAAAACGAUAGGUGAGAUUCAUUAGUUAAACAUGUCAAACGAUUUAACAGUUUUUACCUAUGGUCAGCCUCGAGUAGGUUUUGAGUUAAUUGGUGUUGGGAGAAUCAUGUCUCUUGUGAAAUUUUCAAUACUCAGCAAAAUUGUACCUACUAGGAGGAUUACAGAUGUUUGUGGUUAUGUUGGAAUUGAGGAGCUUGAUUUUAUACUGAAGGAAGUGAAGAGUCAUGUUCUAUCAUCCCCUGAUGAUGGUUCGAGCCCGGUUAAGACCAUGGCUGGUGGCAGUGUUGCAAACACAAUCAGAGGGCUAAGUAGUGGCUUUGGGAUCUCUAGUGGCAUUAUUGGUGCUUGUGGGGACGAUGAGCAAUGCAAGCUCUUUGUUGAUAACAUGAAAUCCAAUGGUGUGGACCUCUCAAGGCUGAGGAAGAAGAAGGGACACACAGCACAGUGUGUUUGCUUGGUUGAUGCCUUGGGAAACCGUACAAUGAGACCAUGUCUCUCAAAUGCUGUGAAAGUUCAGGCAGAAGAAUUGACCAAUGAAGACUUUAAGUGCUCCAAGUGGUUGGUGAUGAGAUAUGCAAUACUUAAUUUGGAGGUUAUUAAAGCUGCUAUUCUUUUAGCCAAACAAGAAGGUCUUCUUGUUUCCUUGGAUUUGGCUAGUUUUGAGAUGGUCAGGAAUUUCAAACAACCACUCCUGGAGCUAAUAGAGUCUGGGAACAUAGACCUUUGCUUUGCAAAUGAAGAUGAGGCAAUGGAACUUUUAAGGGGUGAAGAAAAUGCUGAUCCGGUGGCUGCCGUAGAAUUUUUGGCCGAAUAUUGCAAAUGGGCUGUAGUAACACUUGGUGCCAAUGGAUGCAUUGCAAAACAAGGAAAGGAGAUUGUGCGAGUACCGGCGAUAGGGGAAGCAAAGGCAGUCGAUGCCACUGGAGCAGGGGACCUUUUUGCUAGUGGAUUUUUGUAUGGCGUUAUAAAGGGUUUCUCACUUGAAGAUUGUUGCAAAGUAGGAGCAUGCAGUGGUGGAGCUGUUAUUCGUUCUCUUGGUGGUGAAGUGACAUUAGACAAUUGGCAAUGGAUGUUCAAGCAGAUGCAGUUAAAGGAUCUUCUUUUGCCUGAUACAUCCAAAUGAAUGAAUAGCCUCCAUUGAGAUACAUGUUUCCACUUUUAUUCUUCUUUUGAUUUAUUACCAUCAAAUGGCAGCUAUAGUGUUCCAUUUUUUGGACUGCUUUGUUCUAUGCAUGGAAGAUAAGCUUAUUAAAUUAUCCAACAUAAAGAUAAGGCAGCUUCCAAAUAUUGUUUCCAUUUAGUAAUUCAUACUUGUGUAUAUGAGUACUUAGUUAUUUAUUUUAAAAAUUAUCAAACAAGAUAUGAAUUGAAUUGGAUACAGUCAAUGUAAAAAAAAAAAAAAAUUACAUACACACUUAGUCCUAUAUU